AUGGAAAACCUCUGGAGGAGAUGCAGAUCAGAGACUUUUAGGUAUAAAUUUCUGAGGAACUCUUUGCUCCUUGGAUUAUUCACUGGUGGUGGUGAGGCCCACUGUGAAGGUUGUAUAGAGUACUGCUGCGACGGCUCGCCACCGUUCUGCUGCUCCUACUAUGCCUACGUCGGGGACGUCCUCUCGGGCACUGCCAUCUCCGGCAUCGUGUUUGGCGUUGUGUUUCUGAUGGGAGCAGUGGCUGCCUUAUUCCUCUGCGUGUGCAUGUGCAUGAAGAAUGGACGCGGUGCACGGGUCGGCGUGUUCAGCACCUCCUACAUCAACACUGUGACCCAGGGCUAUCCAGGUCCUCCACCUCCUUACACCUACGACUAUGAGAUGUACCCACCAUCGCUACGACCGCCACCCUACACCCCAGCUCAGCCUCAGCAAGCCAGCUACUCCCCGCCUCCUCCUUACCCAGGCUUCAGCCGCAAGUGAAUCCUCACCGCUCUGAUCACAUGCCGGCUGGAGCAUCUUUUAUUCCCAGAAAUUGGGGAACAUGGACAUAAAUGGACACUCUGCUCCUUGGGUUUACAUAGUAAAUAUGUUGGGAUUAAAACUUUAGAGCAGUGAGUCAGAAUAACCCUCCUCCACUCACACACACACA
Molecule: messenger RNA, 649 nt
Organism: Cyprinodon tularosa
Lineage: Eukaryota; Metazoa; Chordata; Actinopteri; Cyprinodontiformes; Cyprinodontidae
Gene: cyyr1
Product: cysteine/tyrosine-rich 1
Exons: 4
Coding region: 1-480 (159 amino acids)
Source: RefSeq, a predicted model, not a curated record